AUGGACCAAGCUUACCUUGUAUGUUCCUCGGUGCCGGUCGCCUGGCCAUGCGCGAAUGGCAGAGGCCCCCGACCUUCCCCCGACGAUGGCACCCUCCACAUCCUUCGCCUCUGCUCCCUCGGCCGCCUCUCUGAGGCCCUUUCCGCCCUCCAAUCCCCGGCCCUUCAUCCCUCCUCCGCCUACGCUGCCGUCCUCCACGCCUGCGCCCGCCACCGCCUCCUCGCCCCCGGCCGCUCCCUCCACCGCCUUCUCCUCUCCCGCCACCCUUCCCCCGGCCUCUUCCUCUCCAACCACCUCCUCAACUUCUACGCCAAGUGUGGCCGCCUCGACAUCGCCCGCUGCCUGUUCGACGGAAUGUCCCACCGCAACCUCGUCUCCUGGACCUCUCUCCUCUCCGGCUACGCGCAACACGGCCUCCACGACCGCUGCUUCCGCCUCCUCGCCGCAAUGCUCUCCCACCACCUCCCCAACGAGUUCGCCCUCGCCGCCGCCCUCAGCUCCUGCGCCGGGGCCCGCCACUACGGCUGCGGCCGCCAGGUACACGCCCUCGCCUCUAAGAUCUCCCUUGACGCCAAUGUCUUCGUCGGGAACGCCCUCAUCACCAUGUAUUCCCGCUGCGCCGGCCAUGGGGACGAUGGCUGGUCCGUCUUCCGGUCCAUGCCUUUCCGAAAUCUCAUCACUUGGAAUUCCAUGAUUGCAGGGCUCAACCUAAAUGGUCAACCAUGCCGGUCGCUAUAUCUCUUUGCCCACAUGCAUCGGAUUGGCAUCGGGUUUGACCGGGCAACACUAGUCAGCAUCAUCCCCUCAUGUUCUAGCCUUCGAGAUUGCCACCAAUUGCACUGUCUCACAGUAAAAACCUGUCAUUUUUCUCAGGCCGAAGUCGCUACUGCUCUUGUGAAGGCCUACUCAGGGCUUGGUGGGAGUGUGGACGACUGCUAUAGAGUGUUCUCGGGGGUUAAGGAACAUGACAUUGUCUCUUGGACGGGCAUCAUAACUUCACGUGCUGAGCAAGAGCCUGAAGAGGCAAUCCGUCUCUUUUGCCAGCUUCGUCGGCAUGGUUUUGAACCUGAUAGGUAUACAUUCUCUAGUGUUGUCAAGGCUUGUGCAGGAUUUGCAACGGAGAUGCAUUGCUCGGCUAUCCAUUCGCUUAUUGUGAGGUCUGGGUUUGGAGAUGGCAUGGUGCUUUCCAAUGCUAUGAUCCAUGCAUAUGCUCGGUGUGGUAGCGUUAAGCUUGCAGAGAGUGUAUUUGAACAAAUGGUGGUUCGUGAUGUGGUAUCAUGGAACUCAAUGAUCAAAGCUUAUGCUGCUCAUGGCCGAGGCAGGGAAGCAUUGCGAGCUUUUGAACAUAUGGAUGUUCCACGUGAUUCUGCCACAUUUGUUGGACUUCUCACAGCAUGCAGCCAUUGUGGGCUAGUAACUGAAGGUCAGGAUAUCUUUAAAUCUAUGUCUGAAGUCUAUGGAAUUACCCCUCAGCUCGAUCACUAUGCUUGCAUGGUUGACAUUCUUGGGCGUGCUGGAAAACUGUUAGAGGCUGAGGAUAUGAUCAACAGAAUGCCUAUGGUGCCUGAUUCUGUCAUAUGGAGUGCAUUGCUUGGGGCAUGCAGGAAGCAUGGGGAGGCCAGGAUUGGGGAAAAAGCAGCUCAAAAGUUGAUGGAAUUGGAGCCCCAAAACUCAGUUGGUUAUGUAAUGAUGUCCAACAUCUAUUGUGAGGCCGGAAGCUUAGAUGAUGCAGCCUUUGUGAGGAAGGAGAUGAAGGAGUGUGGGGUGAAGAAAGAGCCAGGGCUGAGCUGGGUUGGGAUAGGGAAACAUGUUCAUAAGUUCUCAGUGGGUGGCCGACACCACCCACAACGAGAAGCAAUAUAUGUUGAGCUCAAAAGGCUUGCAGAUAAACUGAAGGAAAUGGGUUAUGUGGCAGACACAAGACUGGUAUCACAUGAGACAGAGGAGGAGCAUAAGGAAGAGCGACUUUUGCAUCAUAGUGAGAAGUUGGCCUUGACUUUCGCACUUAUGAAUGCUUCUGCUACUCAGGAUAGUAUAAGAAUUAUGAAGAAUAUCAGGAUCUGUGAGGAUUGCCACAAUUUCAUGAAGCUGGCAUCUAAAGGUGUCAAGAAAGAGAUUAUAGUGAGGGAUGCAAACCGAUUCCAUCAUUUUGUUGAUGGUUUCUGCUCAUGUGGUGACUAUUGGUGAUCAAGAUUGUCUCCCCUAUAAAAAGGCAAGUUUGAGAGCUCAACUUUCUUCCCUUAGUGCUAAUCAGAUGAAAACUUAUGGAUGUCCUAUGUUAAGGUUUGGACAGAAUGAUUCAAAAUCUGCCUGAGGUGACAUUGUUUAAUGUGAGUGCUGCUACAUGCUAUUCAUUAUCUGAUGCACUGUGGUGAUUUCUGUAUUUUUCAACAAUUCCUGAUACUGGAAGGGGAGAUGAUGUUAACAGUUGCCUGGAUUGGUGAGCUAUGAGCUUGUGGUUUUGCUGGUAAUUUGACCAUCUGUACCUAUAAAUGACUGCAGAAAUCUGGCAGCUGUAUUGCUAUUUGUUUCAUAUAUUCUUCCUUCCUGAAAUGCAUAUUCAGACGCAUGUAAAGGGCGUUUUGGGUAACGGCCUAAAUAACAAGGUAUCUGCUACCAGGAAAACAUGAACAACAUGCUUGAAUUCAAUCGGUACAGAAGGAACUUCCAGGCAGUAGGAAACAAUACAUUCUGAUGUUGGACUUCUCAAUAGUACUUCAAAUAAAAUGUCAUUUAUUUUUAUCUUUCUUAAGUGUUGCUGAAAUUAUGUGAUUGCCUAUACUGAAAUGUCGAACUCAUGACCAUGAUUAAUUGCCAUCUGUUGAUUUUUGAGUUAAAAAGUAUCAUAGUAACUGAAAAAUUACAUGUAUGCUGUUUUAAAGAAAAAUAUUUUAGCAUCAAUUGUGCUUUGUGAUUGCUGCCAUCUGCUUGAUAACCUGUCUCAUGUCUUCACGUAUCUUACAAAUAUUCUUAGGUACAGGUACCGAAUGACAAUCUUCUACAUCUUCACACGAGCUGCAUGAUUAACAUGUGAUAUGAUGGAUUGCCGUUGAAGUUGAGGUUAGAGAUGUGCACCUUUACCCUGGCUUCAUGCGACGGACUUGGUGACAUAUCGGGAGCUUGACAUUCAGUCCUUAGCUGCAAUUUUUAUAUUUAGUCUUGACACAAUUAGCAUGUAGCCCUUUGCACAAAGUUUGCCCUGUUUCUGUAGACAAUUGAAUAUGUUUCAUACACUUGUUCAUGGGCCAGAAAUUAAACAUUUUCAGUAAUAAUAUUUUCAGUCAACAGAGACUAAAAAGGCGUUUGUUUAUUGAAAAAAGGGAGUAUUAGGCCAAAAUCAUAGUUCUUUUAAACAUUGCAGGAGGAAUCUACAGAAAUCUGUUUGGAUAAAGAUUUUGGAGUGAAACUUGCUGGAGUAUAACCUGAAAACUCUGAGUUUUCAAAUCAUUUUUAUUAUCUACAAGAAGUUCUGGAAGUCAAUUCAGAUUUUGUCUACAAAAUGUUCUCUUAUUUGAAUUUAAUUUGGGAAUUCCCUUUUUGGAUUCAAUCUAAGCUUGGCUUCAUGCGAUGAUUAUAAUCAAUUUUCUUUCCAAAGUUCAUGUUUUGUCUUUCCUUUAUCAUUUCGUCAUGGUUAUGCCACCGAAAUUCCCUUCACUGUAAGAGUGAGAAGUUCUACUUUGAUCUCUUGUAUCUUUAGAUCAAAUUGGUAUCUUCCUUUACUAGAAUCUAGACGAUUAAAUGAUAUUAUUAGUUUCUGUUGAACUUGAAUGCAAUUUGCUCUCAAGAUUUAAGGAUUCAAAACUGAAAAAUCUAUCUGGAUCC
This is a messenger RNA of Elaeis guineensis (African oil palm), 3822 nucleotides long. Its product is annotated as pentatricopeptide repeat-containing protein At1g71420. NCBI's taxonomy places the organism in Eukaryota, Viridiplantae, Streptophyta, Magnoliopsida, Arecales, Arecaceae. Gene Ontology annotation, molecular function: protein binding; zinc ion binding; RNA binding. Gene Ontology annotation, biological process: RNA modification. The record is from RefSeq and is a predicted model, not a curated record.